UCUAACCUUACUUCUUACGAGGACGAACAAACAAAUACGUCGUAGAGUUUAAUGGGAGCGAACGUAAAUUAUCCUGUCUUAGGAUCCUCUGUUCGAAAGAAUAUGUCCUCGCCAAGUGAUACUCCAGGUCAGCGAGCAUUGGAAGUGGCUAAAAGCAAAGAUGUGGCGAUCUUCAAGAAGCCAAUAGGCGUUCCUCGUACGUCCAGUAAGUUUCGGCCAAAAAUCCUGAGCGAGGACGCAUAUAUCGAGAAAAUGGGAGAAAUCAUUCAGAAGGACUUCUUCCCUUACUUGGAGAAACUUAAGGCACAAAAUGAGUUCCUGGAUGCUUUAGAGCAGAAUGAUGUUAAGCGAAUGCGUCAGCUUUAUGAGAAGUAUAGCUCGGGUCGGCCAGUAACGGAGAGACCGGUCAGUCCUGCAACGUUUGAAACUCCUCUGCGUGAUGAUAAAACGAUGAACGAUGAGGAUAAAACUAUCGAAAGAGAAGCACAGGCACGUGUCAAGGCACCGAGUAAACGCGAGGAGCAGGCAAAGAAUAGAAUUGGACUAGAUGCUUAUUUGUAUAACCAUACCAGCGAAGAUAAUGCCAGUUUCGAAGAAAUGAUGGAAGAGGCACAGAAGCGACACAGAUUGAAGUAUGCAUGGCUUUAUGAAAAUGAGGAAAAGUCUAAAGCUCUUAUGAUGAAAAAAGAAAAUGACAUGCUAUUGCCAAUAGAAGGAAAAGGAACCAGGCCUAGUCAGUUGGAUAGCUGGAGUUAUACAAAUAAAAAUUAUAUCAUGUACAUACCGGACGGAAUCGAGCUGACGCCGGAAGAGAAAAUACAACAAGCAAAAAGUAAACAGGAAAUCGUUUACGACAAUACAAGGUUGAGAAAAAAUCCUUUCAACGAGCAACAGAAUAAGGAAACUAUUGAUGAGCUAGCAAAGACUCAGUCGAAAGCUAACGAUGGGAAAAUUGGAGUUGACGGUAAAGAGGUAGUCAAGAGCAACACCCCGCAAGUGAAUGGAUUCAGUUUUGUAGCGACGCCUAGUCCAAGACCUGGAGAAUGCGAAAGCCCUCUGAUGACAUGGGGAGAAAUCGAGGGCACUCCGUUUAGAUUGGAUGGUGGAGAUACUCCAUUGCUCAGAACGAGCCAGGGACCCUCGUUUAAAAUGGCAGAGCCACCAAAACGAGAGCAGCUUGCUUUACAAUUGGCUGAAAAGGCCGGAGAGAGGCAUAGAGACAGAAAAAAUAAAGCGUUGGAAGCUGCACGAAGAUCUCUAGCGACACCGUCUCCACAGUCGCUGUCAGCUAUCGAUCGUCUGAGCACCAUGUCACCAGCAGCGAGGAGACUGGCAACCCAGAGACUAAAAAUAUCCACCACCCCAUCUCCCAGGAAAAUUCUAUCGAGAACUCCGUACAUCGGUAUCAAGACUCCGAGUACCCCCCGAACAAGAACACCAGGUUUUGGUGGAAAAUCUCAGACCGUUAAAUCUUUGAGUGGCAGCGGUCUACAGAACCAAGGUCCCGUCCUGACGGACAACCUGUUGAACCUUCCCCUGCAGAGGCAAAGGGCUUCGGACUUCUUCGACAAGUGAAACAAGUGGACAGUGGUUAAUUCGAUAAGCCUUACAUCGCAGCCUGUACAUAUAGUUCCAUUCCACCAUUCUAUUCUCCUCGCUCCAACCUAUGCAUUAGACCGAAGCUAGCAUCAAAGGACCUCGAAGAGUGGGAAUAAAGCCGACGCAGUGAUAAGUA
Molecule: messenger RNA, 1735 nt
Organism: Orussus abietinus
Lineage: Eukaryota; Metazoa; Arthropoda; Insecta; Hymenoptera; Orussidae
Gene: Es2
Product: protein DGCR14 homolog
Exons: 2
Coding region: 52-1575 (507 amino acids)
Cellular component (GO): catalytic step 2 spliceosome
Source: RefSeq, a predicted model, not a curated record